AUGGAGAUUAUGGGUCUGUUUCAGUUGCUGCCUCGCCUCGUCGUCUUCGAUCUCGAUUAUACUCUCUGGCCUUUCUACUGCGAAUGUCGGUCGAAACGGGAUAUGCCGAGAGUGUAUCCUCAUGCCAAGGGCAUUCUCUACGCCCUCAAGGAUAAAGGUGUUAAGAUUGCAAUUGCCUCAAGAUCACCAACUCCUGAUAUAGCUAACACUUUUCUUGAUAAAUUGGGGAUAAAAUCAUUGUUUGUUGCUCAGGAGCGGCAGCAGCUCAAGCGCGCCCAGCUGCAGGCCAGCCGCGACACCGCCGCCUCCUACAUGCGCAACCCCAUGGUCUCCCCCUCUCACUGCCGCUUCUCUCAUCUUUUAAAAAAAAAAAAACGCAGAUCAAGAACUAGCAAAGGGUAG
Salvia miltiorrhiza (redroot sage) is the source of this 402-nucleotide messenger RNA. RefSeq lists its product as uncharacterized. NCBI's taxonomy places the organism in Eukaryota, Viridiplantae, Streptophyta, Magnoliopsida, Lamiales, Lamiaceae. Gene Ontology annotation, molecular function: acid phosphatase activity. The transcript has a single exon. The record is from RefSeq and is a predicted model, not a curated record. The coding region runs from base 1 to 402 and encodes 133 amino acids.